AUGAACAUGCCGGAGAAUAGUCGUUUUGUUAUAUACGCAGCCGGCAUCUUCUUCUGUUAUUUUGUAUAUGGAAUUGUGCAGGAGGAUAUAACACGCGGGCGGUAUGGCGAUCAGGUGCAGCCGGAUGGGAGUAUUGGCGAGAAAUACACCCACGCCUUGGCGCUAGUCUGGAUACAGUGCUUUUGUAAUUCUCUGUUUGCUAAAGGUAUGCUGAUGGGGAAGCCGCAAAAGGAGGACACCACGCACACUGGUUCCUAUGCAGCGAGCGCCCUCUCCUACUUGAUUGGCAUGGUAUCCUCAAACAUGGCGCUGCGUUGGGUUCCAUAUCCAACGCAAGUUGUGGGCAAGUCUGCCAAACCCAUACCCAUCAUGAUACUGGUCGUGUUGAUUGGUCACAAGACUUAUAGCUGGACAAGAUACGCCUGUGUGCUGACCCUAGUUGUUGGCAUCAUUUUAUUCAUGUACAAGGAGAGUAAAGUUUCGGAUUUGCCAACUGAAACAAUGGGGCUGGGUGCGCUGCUGAUCUUCCUUAGCUUGUCGAUGGAUGGCUUGUGUGGUGCUUUUCAGGAACGUAUGCGUGCCGCCUCUGCGCCAUCAGGCCAGCAUAUGAUGUUGGCCAUGAACUUCUGGAGCACUCUAAUGUUGGGUGGUGCCAUGAUACUGACUGGUGAGGGCAAGGAGUUUCUACAUUUUGCUACUCGCCAUCCACAGCUGUGGGCUCACAUCGCUUUGAUUGCUUUAUGUGGCGCUAUGGGCCAAUUAUUUGUCUUCCUGAUGGUUGCUGGGUUUGGGACACUGGCCUGCUCUAUGGUGACUACUACGCGCAAGUUCUUUACUGUUCUAUGGUCCGUGUUGAUAUUUGGUAACAGAGUUGUUCUUCGGCAAUGGUUUGGUGUAGUUUUGGUAUUUGCCGCGCUCUUCGCCGAUAUACUUGUACUGUACGGAAAAAAGCAAGUUCCUUCUCAGAAUUCGCCUAGCGAUGCCAUUUUGGAGGGCAAAAAGGAGGCGUUGCAACCACCGGUUGCUAUUCAUAGUCCAAUCAAUAUCCCAUAG
Messenger RNA from Scaptodrosophila lebanonensis, 1053 nucleotides. Its product is annotated as solute carrier family 35 member B1 homolog. The transcript is spliced from 3 exons. Gene Ontology annotation, cellular component: endoplasmic reticulum membrane; Golgi membrane. Gene Ontology annotation, molecular function: UDP-galactose transmembrane transporter activity; UDP-glucose transmembrane transporter activity. Bases 1 to 1053 code for a protein of 350 amino acids. Gene Ontology annotation, biological process: UDP-galactose transmembrane transport. The record is from RefSeq and is a predicted model, not a curated record. Lineage: Eukaryota; Metazoa; Arthropoda; Insecta; Diptera; Drosophilidae.